Psilocybe cubensis is the source of this 2247-nucleotide messenger RNA. RefSeq lists its product as uncharacterized. Gene Ontology annotation, biological process: tricarboxylic acid cycle. The transcript is spliced from 15 exons. The coding region runs from base 1 to 2247 and encodes 748 amino acids. Lineage: Eukaryota; Fungi; Basidiomycota; Agaricomycetes; Agaricales; Agrocybaceae. Gene Ontology annotation, molecular function: aconitate hydratase activity; 4 iron, 4 sulfur cluster binding. Gene Ontology annotation, cellular component: mitochondrion; cytosol. The record is from RefSeq and is a predicted model, not a curated record.
AUGGUGCCGCGAAUAAGUAGUCCUGCUCGUCUGCUCCGUCGCUCCUUUGCCACACAUGUUCCUCGUGAGAGAGACUGUACUUCAAUUACCCCUCCUUAUGCUUUGCUUAUUCAAAAGCUCGACCGCGUUCGCAAGCUCCUGAACAGACCCUUGACCCUGUCGGAAAAGAUCCUCUAUAGUCACAUUAUAGAUCCAGAGACCUCUCUAGCUUCAAAUGGGAGAAUAAGAGGGGAAGCCUAUCUUCAGUUGGCUCCUGAGCGAGUUGCAAUGCAAGAUGCCUCUGCACACCUUCAGUUCAUGAGUGCUGGGCUUUCCCAAUGCGCCGUCCCAACGAGCAUUCACUGUGACCAUCUUAUUCAAGCUCUCGACGGUGCCGAAUCCGAUCUGAAGCGCUCAAUAGUCACCAAUCGAGAAGUUUUCGAUUUUUUGCAAAGUGCUGCUCAGAAAUAUGGCAUCGAGUUUUGGAGGCCUGGUUCAGGCAUCAUCCAUCAAAUAGUACUCGAGAACUACGCAGCUCCAGGAAUGCUUAUGUUGGGAACAGAUUCACACACACCGAAUGCUGGAGGCCUUGGUAUGCUUGCUAUCGGAGUAGGUGGUGCUGAUGCCGUUGAUGCAAUGACGGGAACACCCUGGGAACUGAAAGCCCCUACUGUUAUCGGGAUUCAUCUGACUGGAAAACUGAAUGGCUGGACAACACCCAAGGACCUCAUUCUUCAUCUUGCUGGCAAGCUGACAGUCAGGGGAGGAACGGGUAGCAUUUUGGAAUAUUACGGGCCCGGCGUUACUUCUCAGUCUUGCACUGACAAAACAUCAACAGGUUUGGCCACUAUCGCGAAUAUGGGAGCAGAGGUUGGGGCGACUACUUCAACUUUUCCAUAUUCGUCGAAUAUGCGUGAAUACCUGAAAGCCACUGGUCGCGCAUCCGUGGCUGCUUCUGCCGACCAAGCUGCGUCUCAGGGCUUCCUUAGUGCCGAUGAAGGAGCUCAGUAUGACGAUAAUUUGUCUGACCUCGAACCUACCAUCAACGGCCCUUUCACCCCUGAUCUUGCAACCCCUAUCUCGAAGUUUGGUAAAUUCAUCGAAGAACAAGGGUGGAAGGAUGAAUUUUCUGCUGGGCUCAUUGGAUCAUGUACUAAUAGUUCUUAUGAAGACAUGACUAGUGUAGCAGAUUUGGCCAGACAGGCGAAGUCUGCUGGACUCACCACUAAGGUCCCUUUUCUUUGUACACCCGGCUCGGAACAGAUUCGCGCGACUAUGGAACGUGACAACGUUACCUCUACCCUUCAAGACGUUGGAGCGUUGUGGCAACGCGUGGAUAAAAAGGGCGAAGAAAAUGCUAUUCUUACCAGCUUUAAUCGCAACUUCAAGUCCAGGAACGAUGGCAAUAACCGCACGAUGAACUUCCUAGCUUCCCCUACUGUUGUUACAGCAAUGGCAUUCUCCGGAAAGCUUUCUUUCAAUCCUCUUGUAGAUUCUAUCACUCUUCCUUCAGGUGAGGCCUUUAAGUUCAUGCCUCCAUCUGGACAAGAUCUCCCUUCAAACGGAUUCACCCUUGGGGAUCAAUCCUACUAUCCUGUGCCAAUGCCGAAGCCUCAACCUGAGGUUGAGGUCGUUAUCAAGAAAGAUUCGCAGAGGCUGGAAAUCUUGGAACCGUUCAAAAGUCCUUUUGAAUCUAGCUCAAAACUUGAACUGCCUCCUCUGAAGGUCCUCCUUCGUGUCCGCGGAAAAUGUACAACUGACCAUAUCUCUGCGGCUGCUAUCAACGACGAAGGGGGUGAUAUGAAUGUCGCUUUCGACAGGGACAAUAAUACUUCUGGCACCAUUCCCGAAAUUGCCAAAAGCUUUAAAGCUCGCCAGCAACCAUGGGCAAUUAUCGUUGAUGAGAACUACGGAGAGGGGUCGGCUAGAGAACACGCCGCUCUUCAGCCUCGAUUUUAUGGAUGUGCCAUGAUUUUGGCCAGGUCGUUUGCUCGAAUCCACGAGACGAACCUGAAGAAACAAGGGGUUCUCCCUCUGUGGUUCGUCGACAAAAAUGAUUAUUCGAGGAUAGGCUCCGGAGAUUUAUUGGAAACUAUUGGGCUUGCUGACGUCUUUGCCGGUAAACCUGAUGCGUCUGUACGGAUCAAGGUCACCAAGCUAGAUGGCACUGUGUUUGAAAUCGCAACCAAACAUACUAUGUCUGCAGACCAGCUCAAGUGGCUCAAAGCAGGCUCUGCAUUGAAUUAUAUUCGAUCUACAAAAGUUUAG